UUAAGGUUUUCGUGAAGCUGCAGCAGUAAAUAAGUGCGAAUGUUAACAAGUGCGUGUUGAAGUGUAGAUAUAGCGUGUAGUUGAGCCGCCGCCGCAAUUAACUAUUGCGUUGUAGCAGGGGUGGCUCGCAGCAUCACCUGCACAAUUUGGGCGCAUAAAAAAGCUGCAUAUUUGUAUUUAAACUAUUUGUUCUUUGUCUGCAAGCUAAAGAAAAAUGUGCAAUAAUAUGAUACGGUGCAUAAACAAAUCUAAAAAGGCUAGCCUAAGCUUUAUUAAAAAUUAGUGACAUGUUGGCCCGGUCAUGCAACCUGUGCUGAGCAACCAAACUUAUAAUGUAAAGCUAUCCCUUUACGUUUAAUUCGAAAGUGAAUGAGUGAUACCUUGUGUGCAGUGCAUACAAGUUUGUGCAUGUUUAAUGAGCCAAAUUGCAGCCGCGAGUUGUAGGCAUUUGUCAAAAAAAAAGUAAAAAAGUGUUGUAAGUUUGAAGAAAAUGUAAAACGCGGAAAGUGAUAGUGUGUAUGUGUGUGUAUAGUUGAGAGUUUUAAGUGUGAGCAGGAAAUGAAAGAUAGAGUAGCUGCAAGGUGAUCGUGUAUACCCAUUACACAGGCCGCCUCACCGCGUUGGGAGCCACAAAUCGCGGUGCUCUGCGAAGCUGGCCAAAUAUUCCAACCACAAUACCUCUCCGAAGAGGGACGCUGGGUAACGGAUUUGAAUAAGAAGACAUCGGGCGCCACAUGCUUGCGAGACAAAAUGGACUUACUGGACUACUGCAAAAAGGCUUAUCCGAAUCGUGAUAUCACUAAUAUUGUUGAAUCUUCGCAUUAUCAGAAAAUUGGCGGCUGGUGUCGUCAGGGCGCUUUGAAUUCGGCAAAAUGCAAAGGGGCACAUCGUUGGAUCAAACCAUUCCGUUGCUUGGAAGGACCAUUCCAAUCGGAUGCGCUACUCGUGCCCGAAGGUUGCCUCUUCGAUCACAUCCACAAUGCCUCACGUUGCUGGCCAUUCGUUAGAUGGAACCAGACUGGUGCCGCCGCUUGCCAGGAGCGCGGCAUGCAAAUGCGCAGCUUCGCCAUGUUGCUGCCCUGUGGUAUUUCAUUGUUCUCGGGUGUGGAAUUCGUUUGCUGUCCGAAACAUUUCAAAACCGAUGAGAUUCGCGUGAAGAAGACCGACCUACCCGUUAUCGCCCCAGCUGAGAUUACCAACAGCAAUGUGGAUGUGACUAACGAUGAUGACAAUGACUCUAACUACUCCAAGGAUGUUGGCGCCGAUGAUGAUCUCGACGAUGAAGAUGAUUUGAUGGGCGAUGAUGAAGAGGACGAAAUGGUCGCUGACGAGGCAGCUGCUGGUGAGGCGAAUAGCUCCAAUGUUGACGAUUUGAAUGGCGAAUAUGAUUCCGGCGAGGACUUAGACAAUUAUGAGGAGGAUGGUGGCGGUGCAGCUGAAGAGCAGUCGGACAGCUGGGAUUUGCAGAAUGGUAGCUCAAGCGGCGCGAAACCAGCGGCGGUGAAGUCCAACGCAGAUGAGGCGGGUGGUGCAAAGGGCAAAUUGAGUGUUGAGUCGGUGGUUAAGGGCGCAGCUGGCAUGAUGGCUGACACGCCAGCCGCAUCCUCAGCACAACAACAGCAGCAGCAGCAGCAAUUCCCCACAGCGCCAUCCACCAGCCAGCCCACCGUCGAUCCAUACUUCACCCACUUCGAUCCGCACUACGAGCAUCAGAGCUACAAAGUAAGUCAAAAAGAAGCCCAACAGCGCCUCGAGGAAUCUCAUCGCGAGAAGGUCACACGUGUCAUGAAGGACUGGUCCGAUUUAGAGGAGAAGUACCAGGAUAUGCGCAUGGCCGAUCCCAAGCAAGCACAGACAUUCAAGCAACGUAUGACAGCACGCUUCCAGACUUCUGUUCAGGCACUCGAGGAGGAAGGCAACGCCGAGAAGCAUCAGUUGGCUGCCAUGCAUCAGCAACGCGUAUUGGCCCACAUCAAUCAGCGCAAACGUGAAGCGAUGACUUGCUACACUCAAGCGCUCACCGAACAGCCACCAAAUGCUCAUCAUGUCGAAAAGUGUCUGCAGAAGCUCUUACGCGCCUUGCACAAGGAUCGCGCUCAUGCAUUAGCCCACUAUCGUCAUCUCUUGAACUCCGGCGGUCCAGGAGGUUUGGAAGCUGCCGCCUCGGAGCGACCACGCACAUUGGAACGUCUCAUCGAUAUCGAUCGCGCCGUCAACCAAUCCAUGACCAUGUUGAAACGUUACCCUGAAUUGUCUGCUAAGAUUUCCCAAUUGAUGAACGACUACAUUUUGGCACUCCGCAGCAAGGACGAUAUACCCGGCUCAUCGUUGGGCAUGAGCGAAGAAGCGGAGGCCGCCAUUUUGGACAAAUACCGCGUUGAGAUCGAGCGUAAGGUAGCGGAGAAGGAACGUCUACGUUUGGCCGAGAAGCAGCGCAAGGAACAACGUGCCGCUGAACGUGAGAAAUUGCGUGAAGAGAAGCUGCGCUUGGAGGCCAAGAAAGUUGAUGAGCUGCUGAAGUCGCAAGCCGAGCAGGAUGGCGGCGCUAGUGGUGCUGGCUCCUCUAUUUCAGGCUCCUCCUCCGCUGCAGCACUAGGUGACUCCAAGGUGAGCAGCAAAGAAAUGGGCCAGCUUACAGAUCCCACUAAAUUGGCGCAAAGCGAUAAGGACAGCACUGGCGGUGAGGAGUACGCCGAUGUCACUGUCAGCACCAAAACCCAAACCGUCCUGCCCACAGUCGACGAUGAUGCCGUACAGCGAGCCGUGGAGGAUGUAGCCGCCGCUGUCGCUCACCAAGAGGCUGAGCCACAGGUGCAACAUUUUAUGUCGCACGAUUUGGGUCAUCGCGAAUCGAGCUUUUCGCUGCGCCGCGAAUUCGCACAUACGCACGCGAACAAAGAGGGACGCAAUGUCUACUUUACUUUGUCCUUCGCCGGCGUUGCAUUGCUAGCGGCCAUCUUUGUAGGUGUCGCAGUGGCCAAGUGGAGAACAUCUCGUUCGCCACAUUCGCAAGGCUUCAUUGAAGUUGAUCAGAACGCCACCACACAUCAUCCCGUUGUACCGGAGGAGAAAAUCGUGGCGAACAUGCAAAUCAACGGUUAUGAAAAUCCAACAUACAAAUAUUUCGAGGUGAAGGAGUAAAAGGAGCAACCAAAAACAUAUAAACUUAAUAAAAAAUAAUAAUAAAUUUGCAAAUAUUGUAAACGCACUCAACAACUCAGUAAACCCACUAAAGGAAGCGUAAGCCCCGCCCCUACCCCUAAACAAAUAAGAAUAAAUAAACUCCCACUAUAAAAAGCCUGCUUUAUCAUCAUUACCCACUUAUACAUACAACUAAUAAUAAUACAACAAAUAAGUCAUACUGAAAAAAAAACCAAAAAACAACAACCACAAACCCAAGAAAUAUGCAAACAACCAAAUUUUCCAAAAAAGAAAAGAAAAAAAUUGGAAAUAAUUUUAAGAAGUUAAAAUAAAAACAAAACGGAGCGCAGUUCCAACAUUACAUACAUAAAACUGUGUGUAGAAAGAGUAGAGAAAGAGAGUGAAAGGGUAACAAAGGUAAAAGAAAUAAUAACUGUAAUAAAUGCAAAUAGUAAAAACGAACAAAUAGCGGAGCAGAAGCAAACCAUUAGAAGCAGAAGUAAAACUCAAAGCGCAAAAAAAUUAGAUGAACUUUUGAAAUGUGAAGAGGAUAUAAAAGAAAGAGAUUUCGAAAAUAAAAAGUGAGCUCAAAAACAAAGAUUUUAGCUCGAUAAAUGUACUCAAACUCACAACAAACACAUAUAGCAAUUUUCAUACACUCACCACUCACUAAGAAACUCACCACCACCACCAAAAAUAUGCCAACACACUCACUCGAACUCCACACUCAACCGAUGGAAGAAAUAACUCAAAAUAAUUCAGCAUUCUUUCAUACUCUACAUUACAAAAACAAAAAGUAUGUUGUUCUUGUUUAGAAAGUAUUAAUUAAAACCCAAAAAUUAUGUGUAAUAAUAAAGAGUAACAAAAACUUAAAGUAAAAUGUAUUAAAAUUUAAGUAAAUAAAAGGUCAAAAGGAAAAAGCAAAUUAUUUUUAAGCAAAAAGUGGAAUUCGAAAUUUUGCAAAUGAAGAAAACGUGAGCAAAUUUUAUUUAACUUGAACAAAAAUCAUUUGUUACGCAAAGAAAGUUCGAAUUAACAGUAAAGUGGUAAAGAGGGACAGUGAGUAUGCGUUGCUGGACACAAAGGUGGGUGAAAAUAUCCUAAGAGCUGAGCUUAAAGCUUCCUAGUAGUUGGGACGAACGGGGGAAGUGUAAAAUUGCAUAAGUUUGGGAGUAAUUAAAGAAAGUGAGAGAGGGAGAGAUAGGAGGUAAAGAACGUAAAACUUAUAAGGAAUUCUGAGAUCGGAAUUACUAUGAGCGACAGUUGUAUACAACUGCUGAAAGAAUGGGGGAGAGAGAGUCAAUGCCAGAUUAACCAAUCAAAAGAAAUGUACAAAAACUACUGAAUGAGCGGCGAGAAUUGAGUGCUUGAAAUAAAAGACACGAACUAAACGAGAUAAGAAGCCAAGAACUUAAAACCGCAUUUAAAGGGAAGAUGAAGAAAAACUUGCAAAAUGUAGACAAUAAGAGCUAUUGGAGACAAAGAAUUAGUUAGCGAAAACCCAAAAAUCUCUACAGUAAAAGAAAUAAUUUCUAAUUGAAAAGGUUUUUGAUUACCACGAACAUCUUGAAAUGAAAUCUAAUGAUUAACACAACAACUUGCAUAGUCACAUAGAAAGCUUUAAGCGCUUUUUUGUUAACUGGGAAACAAAUUUAUUUGAAAAUUAAUAAGCAACUAAUAACAACUUAAGUUUGCAUUUCAAAUAAAUAUGAAAGCUCAGCAAUUAGCUGUUAAAAGCUCUUAGAACAAUAUCAUAACUCACCAAUUGGUUGCUAAAAAGCUCAUAUAGGAACAUUGUUACGAGCUCUGGGAACCAUAUUGAGAAAAAUUCAGCAUGAAAGCUUACAGCAAUCAUAAGCUUCCAUUGAUAAUGUUGCUACAACGUUUAAAGCUUUUCACAGUUAAUAAACAAAUUGCUCUCUCACGCCGUAAUAAUGGAUAUUUUCACACACAUACACGGGAAAAGAAAGUUUGAGCAAAUGAAAUGAGUUUUGGCGAAUAAAAUUUAGAGAAUUAAGUGUUUUUUUUUUUGUGAAAUGGAAAGGAAAUUUGAAAAAGCUCUCCACACCUAUAAAUACAUAUAUAAAGCAACUUUCACUCACUCUACUUCUAACAAAUAAAUACAACAAAAAUAACAAUCGCCUGCUUUUCACUAAUCCCUUAAGACGCUGUAAGAAUGAAUAUGAUUAAACAAGUGUUUAGCAUUAGCUGGUUAAGAAUUCUCUAUAUAUCUAUAUAUACACAAAUAUAUGUAUAUAUAAAUGGAACGCAAAAGCUGAAGGUAAUGCAAUGAAGCGCAUAAAACAUGAGUACAUAAGUAUACAUACAUAAACUAAAUAAAACGCCUGCUGCUAUUCUUAUACUCAAGACAUAGAAACACAUAGAAAAACUUAGAAUACAUGAAAAAACUACACAAGCAUACAAACACAGAAGCUUGUUAAGUGAGAGCGUUUUGUAUGAACUAAAAAACAACCUUUGAAAUAUUCGGAGCAAAUGAGUGGUAAAAGAGAGUUGACAAUUACUUAAAAAAGGCAAUUAAUUAAAAAAGUUUUCAAGCUUUCAGUGCAAGCUCUCAAUAUUAGCAAACUCAAAUGUUCGUAGCAUUGCCAUAUCAUAAAGUUGAUAAAUAUUUAAGAAAAGACAAUUAACUAAAAGAGCUUUCAAGCUGUCAGAGCAAGCACUCAAUAUUGAGAGAUUAAAAUGCUCGGAACAAGUACCAUUAAAUUAGAGUCCACAACUGCCUAAAAAGGAACAGUUAAUAAAAAAGUUUUCAAGCUUUCACUGCAUUACGCAAUAAUAAGAGAUAAAAGUUUGGAACAACUCCGCGAGCUUUCGAUUUUGUACAAAAAAAUGUAUUUAUGCUACAAGAGUGGAAGUUUUCUAAGCUUAGAUUGAAUAUUGCAUAAAAGAAAUUGUUAUUAAAAGAACCGCUCAAACUUUUUUACAAAAAGAAGAAUUUCUGCAAGCGAAAACUUGUUAGUACAGAGCUUUUUAAGCCCCCUUCUCCAAACUCGCUGUUAAAAAACGAAAUUUUCGAAAGCUGCAUACGCUUUUACUUCAUUGAAAGUGCCAAAGCUUGUUAGUAAAGAGCUUUCGAAGCGCACUUCUUCAAACUCGCUGUUAUAAAGCGCAAAACCAUUUUCGCUGAGAUCAAAUGUUUAUUACCAAAAAGCUCUAGCUGUAGCAAACAAGCAUUUUUUAGUUUCUAUUAAUGGCUCCACCCACUGAUAAACUCGAAUGGCGUCAGUUAGCUUUGUUACAGCACGUAGAAAACCACUUAUCACGCGUUGCCUGCCAUUAUUAGCUGAUUACAGUGGUCACGCCCCGGUGAGGUGUCCACAAAUCAACGUUUAGAGUGAUAAGGCAAUACAAAGAGACGCCGUAACUUGAGAAGACAAAAAUACAUGCAUUUCCUAUACGACAAGAAAGCAUUCAUAUCAAUUUUCAUAUUUCUAUUAUAUUAUUAAAUAAUUGUUUUUAGCAUUUAGUAUAUUUAAUUUAGUGUUUUAAUUAUAUAAUUUAAUGACUUUAACUUGAGAAAGACAGUUUUGAAGAUUUGUGCAAAUUUAAUCAGACACUAAAUCAACACUCGAAACUAAGGAAGCGCAUAAGUAAAUGAGAUAAAGUCAGCCGAGCCAUUAUAGGAAAAACAAAAACUUAAAAAUAGUUUAAUUAAGUGCUUCAGUUUCUCUCUGAUACAUUUACAUACUACAUGUGUCUACAUUAUAAGGACUUGAGGACCAUACACUUGUUUACAGAUAUGUUAACUGUUUACUUAUUACUUAAUUGAUGCAAAGCAUUUUUGCGUUGUACUUUAUAGAUAAUUUAAAUUUUAAUGAUGAAAUUGAUUAGAUUUCGAAAAAUGAGGCCCAAACAAGAACAUAAAACGGUUGAGAAUUGUAAACAAUAGGAAACGUAACUGUUUAUGCAGCCGCACUGCUUGCCAGUGCUCUCUUUCACUCGCUCACGCGCUGUGCGCAGCAGUUUAGGUGCGUUUGCUGGCCACCCAGCGGGUUCGCAGCAUAUUUCACUCACUUUAACAACAACCAAUGCGCCGUUAUUGCCUGCAAUUCUCAACCGCCUUAUGUGGUUCACAAAAAUGCAAAAAUACGCCACUAACAAGCAGUCAGCAAUACACACACACACACACACACACACACAAACGGUAUACAAAAUAGCGAAGAACAACAACUCUACAACAAAUACCCUAUGCAUAAAUAUUGCUAAAAAAUUAUUUAUAAAUAAAACGAAACUAUAACUGCGAAACAACUACAAAUCCUUAACAAACGCGUAAAUUCAAUGCGACUCUAAGCGUUUAAGUAAAGAAAUGCUAAGCAAACCAAAAACCUAGUCAAAGCUUAAAUAUUUUUCUGUUCAUUUAUUAUAAAGCAAAUCAUAACACAUACACGCAUACAUACAUAUAUACAUAUAUAUUUAAAAUAUAUAGUAUACAACAACAUAUAUGAAAAGUAAAAAGCAAAAACCAAACAAUAAUAAUAACAACAACCGCAACAAUUGAUAUUUACACUGACAAUUAGCGAAGAAAGAGAACAAAAGCGUAGAAAUAAAUUAAAAAAAUUUAUAAAGCAAACAUAAAAAUGCCUACAAACAGCUGAUGAAAUGAAGAAAUUGUAAGCAAAAACCCCGUCCUGCGUGAAUUAAACAUAAAAAAUAAAAAUACACUUAAAAAAAUGCAAAUAAAAUUAAAAAAAAAUUAAAGCAAAUAAAAGUGAAAGACACAAAUCAAACAAAUACAAAAAAGAAAAAAAAUUAAAAGAAAAAUAAAAUUAAAAAUAAAAAGAAAAUAUCAGCAAGUAAUUUAAAGUAAACAAUUUAAGUUGCGAAAAAUACAGUGUAUAAGCUGUAUUAAAAAUUAAAAAAAAUAUAUAAGUAUAAAAAAAAUAAGUAUAAAAGCUUGCAACUGUUUAUCGACGUCGCUCGCCCUAACCCCAAAAAACCAACACCGUUUAUUUGUCAUACAUGCUUCAAAUACAAAAAGUUAUAUUAUUUAAAAAAAAAUUUUUAAUUAAAAAAGCAAAAAACAAUUAAUUAAUACUUAUUACGUGACUCCUUUUUCACUUUUUCGUUGUUUGCGCAACAAAAAAUUCACACUGCAACAAAUACAUUUAUUAAAUACUUAAUUAUUAUAUAUUAUUGCAUAGAAAGUCAACAACAACAAACAAAAAUUAUAUAUAUAAAUUAAAUUUAAAGUAACAUUAAAACAAAUAAAAUAUUAUAUAUAUACAUAUAUAUGUGAAUGUACUCAAUGACAAUUGUAAUUGCAACAAUAAUUGUACGCUAAUAUAUUAUAUUUAAAAAAACAACAACAACCACAUGAACAGUAACACUACAGAAAACGAGUCCACAACCAACAAUAGCUAAUGCAUGCCCAGCACCCCGAGCAGUAAGCAUAAACAAAACUACAGGAACAAAACAGGAAACGCCACAAAAAUAACAUUUAAUUUACAUUACAAACAGUUGGCAACCUUUUUUGCCAAAAAACAAAGCGAAAACCCAUAUAAGCCAACACAUGCCACAUUGCAACAACAACAAGCAGCUAAUAGCGACAAGAAAAUGUCUCUAAAUGUUAUGAAAUGCGACAAAAUUUGCAAAUACACUGAGAGAAAUUAUACACAUUUCUUUGUGCAAGUCCAUAUUUUCGAAAUUUUCUAACGUAAGCCAACCGACUACCGACAACCACUUCCACACCACACGCCCACUUGCAAGCGAGUCGAGCAAUCAACAGAAUUGCCCACUGUGCUCGCGCAUGUACUUGUAUGUAGUAUUUGUGUUUGUAAUGCAGCAAGUAAUUGUAAUUGUAAUGGUAAUUGUAAAAUGUUUCAGCGCAAAAUGCAAAGCUCUAAAGUAAUUAAAAGUAAACUGCAAGCGAUUAUAUAACUAAUGUAAGUUGUUGUUGCGCGCUAAAUAAAAAACAAAGGAAACCAAGAAAGCCAAGAAAACAAACUGGAAAUGUCGCGCGUACACUUAAAGAAAUAUUAGCAAAACAAUGGUUUAUUAAGUAUUUAAAAGCAAAAGCAAAACACAAAAGUCUUUAAGUCUUUAAGUGGUAAAACUGUAAGUGGAAAGAUUGUAUGCAAAAUGGUAAUUUUAAUUCAGUGUAAACAAUAAUACUAGAAAAAAUAGUAAAAAAAACAACAAAAUGAAUACUUAAACACCCACACAGACACACACUCACUCACACAUAUAUGUAUACACACAGUGUAAAGCAACGGGCGCACAAUGGUGCCGCGGGGAGAGAAAACAACAAAAAGCAAAAGCAAAAAAAAAAACCAAAAACAAACAAACAACAAAACAAAAACAAAGUAACAUACAACAAUUUUUUUCUUUCGAAUUUUUUGUGUUCUUUUUUCGAAAUAUUUUGCAUAAAUAAUAAAAUAAAAAACAAAAAACAAA
Messenger RNA from Bactrocera neohumeralis, 9555 nucleotides. RefSeq names its product amyloid-beta-like protein (gene Appl). The record is from RefSeq and is a predicted model, not a curated record. The transcript is spliced from 11 exons. Bases 751 to 3141 code for a protein of 796 amino acids. Gene Ontology annotation, molecular function: transition metal ion binding; heparin binding. Gene Ontology annotation, cellular component: neuron projection; neuronal cell body; membrane. Lineage: Eukaryota; Metazoa; Arthropoda; Insecta; Diptera; Tephritidae. Gene Ontology annotation, biological process: central nervous system development; axonogenesis.